AUGCCGGUGGUGGUGUUGUCGCUGACCGUCACGGCGUACGUCGCGCGCCCUUCCGUCUCUCCUGCGGACGCUUCAGCUGCUUCCGCUAAACAUCGACGACGACAUUUCACGACUCUCUACAUUCCAUACUAUAAUGAUUCUCUUGCGACGGCGUUGGUAGGGAUUGAAUGUGCACGGCAGCAAAUGCAUACUUCAGCGAGAAGUCUAGGCGAUGCUAUGAACAUGCAUCUGCGACGCAGUCGCAUGCAUCUACUAUACCCUCAGUAG
Alternaria arborescens is the source of this 267-nucleotide messenger RNA. RefSeq lists its product as hypothetical. The transcript has 3 exons. Bases 1 to 267 code for a protein of 88 amino acids. The record is from RefSeq and is a predicted model, not a curated record. NCBI's taxonomy places the organism in Eukaryota, Fungi, Ascomycota, Dothideomycetes, Pleosporales, Pleosporaceae.